Messenger RNA from Topomyia yanbarensis, 866 nucleotides. It is a transcript of the gene RpL10Ab, whose product is annotated as large ribosomal subunit protein uL1. Gene Ontology annotation, biological process: translation. The record is from RefSeq and is a predicted model, not a curated record. Gene Ontology annotation, molecular function: structural constituent of ribosome; RNA binding. The coding region runs from base 109 to 762 and encodes 217 amino acids. The transcript is spliced from 3 exons. Gene Ontology annotation, cellular component: large ribosomal subunit. Lineage: Eukaryota; Metazoa; Arthropoda; Insecta; Diptera; Culicidae.
CAGCUGUCAACCCUCGGCUUUCGAACUCUGCCUUGUUUCCGGCUGUCAACACUAGAUUCGUUCUCUUUUCUCGUGUAGUCGUCGCAGAGUGCGGAUAGCUGUAGCAAAAUGACUUCCAAAGUGUCGAAAGACAUUCUCUACGAAUGCGUCAACGAGGUGUUGAAGGGUGCCAAAAAGAACCACCGUCGCUUCCUGCAAACGGUGGAACUCCAGAUUGGACUGAAGAACUACGAUCCCCAAAAGGACAAGCGUUUCUCCGGCACAGUCAAGCUAAAGUACAUUCCACGCCCCAAGAUGCAGGUUUGUGUUCUUGGUGAUCAACAGCACUGCGACGAAGCAAAAGCUAAUGACAUCCCAUACAUGGAUGCCGAGGCGCUAAAGAAGCUGAACAAAAACAAAAAACUUGUGAAGAAGCUGGCUAAGAAGUACGAUGCCUUCCUGGCAUCCGAAUCGCUGAUCAAGCAGAUUCCCCGUCUGCUCGGUCCGGGUCUGAACAAGGCCGGCAAGUUCCCCGGUCUGUUAGCGCACAGCGAAUCGAUGACGCAGAAGAUCGACGAGGUCAAGGCCACCAUCAAGUUCCAGAUGAAGAAGGUCCUGUGCCUGUCGGUUGCCGUUGGGCACGUCAAGAUGACUCCGGACGAGCUGGCUCAGAACGUACAUCUGUCGAUCAAUUUCCUGGUGUCGCUGCUGAAGAAGCACUGGCAGAACGUUCGCUCGCUGCACAUCAAAUCGUCGAUGGGAAGUGCUCAGCGGCUGUACUAAAAGCAGCAGGCAUUUUUGUACGUACAAUCGUUACAAAUUUGAAUCAUUAUUGGUAGAAAACUUCUGCACCAGGGAAAGUAAUAAAACCUUUCUGCUGAAGUGAA